AUGACACGCUUUAAGUUAGUUUCACAUACUAAAGUAGUGAAGCUUCUAAAUGGUUUAUCCAAUUCGAAAGCAACUGGUCUUGAUAAAAUAUCUGGAAAGAUUUUAAAAACUGCAGCCCCUACUAUUGCCUUAUCACUCACACACAUCUUUAAUCAUGCUAUCAUAACAAACUGUUUUCCAUAUGAAUGGAAAGCUGCUAGACUUCUACCACUUCAUAAAAAGGGUCCACGAGAUCUCCCAGAAAACUAUAGGCCAAUCUCAAUCUUACCUGCAAUAAGUAAAGUUAUGGAAAGAAUUAUGUAUGAUCAGAUCUAUGAAUACCUUAACGACAAUUCGAUCCUUUCUGAACACCAAUUUGGUUUCCGCAAAUCUCAUUCAACUGCUUCGGCUCUUUUGGAUUGCACGAACAGUUGGUACGUUAAUAUGGACCGCAAAAUGUUUAAUUUGGUUGUAUUAUUGUAUUUAAAAAAGGCCUUUGAUACUGUAAACCAUGAUAUUUUGGUGCGAAAACUUGCAUGAGCUAUACGGUAUCAAUGGUAGUGCCUUAACCAUGAUACAAUCAUACUUGUCUGAUCGCAAACAGAAAUGCCAACUGGGAGACGUAAUGUCAUCUGAGCGACAUGUGACAUGCGGUAUUCCACAGGGAUCCAUCCUUGGUCCACUUCUCUUCCUCUUAUAUAUAAAUGAUCUUCCAGAAUGUCUUCAUGAAGCUGCCCCUUGGCUAUUUGCCGAUGAUACCAAUCUUACGGUAGCUG
Paramuricea clavata is the source of this 755-nucleotide messenger RNA. The record is from the annotation of a GenBank genome assembly. NCBI's taxonomy places the organism in Eukaryota, Metazoa, Cnidaria, Anthozoa, Malacalcyonacea, Plexauridae.